UAUCGAUAGCUAACUCACGCACCGAAACAAAUGUCGGACAAUAACAUGAAAUUCUUGUCCUCAAAGAAGUUUGAGAGCCGAGACCUCUUUGAGUCCACUCUCGACUCUAUACUCAUUCCUCGGAGUCCGGGAACCGAUGGCCACAAGAAGGUCCAGAAGUUUAUACGGAAAACAAUGUCGACACUGGAGUGGACGGUAGAGAAUGACGAGUUCACGGCCAACACACCGCUGGGUCGGCGCACGUUCACCAACAUUAUGGCCACUUUGAACCCAAACCAUUGCAAACGAGUGAUACUCGCCUGUCAUUACGACUCCAAACUCAAUCGGGAGAAGACAUUUCUGGGCGCCACCGACUCGGCCGUCCCCUGCGCUCUC
Medioppia subpectinata is the source of this 375-nucleotide messenger RNA. Lineage: Eukaryota; Metazoa; Arthropoda; Arachnida; Sarcoptiformes; Oppiidae. The record is from the annotation of a GenBank genome assembly.